UUGCACACGAUGUGGCAGACGAAUUUUUAUGACACAUGAGAAAACAAAUUUUAUUUAACCAUGGCAGUCCACGUGGAUUUUUCUGAUUCUUCUCCUGUUGAAGGACAAUUUAGCGACGUUGAAGAUGAAAAAGACUCGAACGUUGCUGAAGGUAUUCGACAACUUAAUCUUGAGACCAAUGACGAAGUGCCGCCCGUCGAUGAAAAUAACGAAGUCUAUUAUUCAGACGAUUCUGAAAUGAGCGAUGACGAUUGUUACGAUUGGCAAUAUGAUCAGGGGCCUCAAAUAAAAGUACAGGGAGCCCAACCCAACCAACAGACUAGUUCCAAUAAAGUGGUUUCUUUCCAGCCAAGAGAAAAGCUAUUCAAGAAAUAUUCCCAAAAGAUUAAUGUGGACGAGUUCAAAAUGCCUUCGUUGCCAGGUGAUGACAAGGUGCGUCUCAGAGACAAGGCAGACAGAGCUACUGCUGAGCAAGUUAUGGAUCCCCGGACAAGAAUGAUUCUGUUUAAAUUAAUGAACAGAGGAUUUAUCACUCAAAUCAAUGGUUGUAUCUCCACUGGAAAAGAAGCCAAUGUAUAUCAUGCAACAGGAAAAGAUGACACACAUUUGGCCCUCAAAAUUUAUAAAACAUCCAUUCUUGUAUUCAAAGACAGAGACAAAUACGUCACAGGCGAGUUCAGAUUUCGACAUGGUUAUUGUAAGCACAAUCCCCGUAAAAUGGUUCGAACUUGGGCUGAAAAAGAAUUGAGAAAUUUAUUGAGACUUGAAGCAGCUGGUUUACCAUGUCCCAAACCAAUUUUGCUGAGAAGUCAUGUGUUGUUGAUGACUUUCAUUGGUGAUGCUGGUUGGCCUGCCCCCCGACUAAAGGAAGUUGAGCUGAGUGAAUCGAAAGCCCGUGAGUUAUAUCGAGACACAAUCAUUUUGAUGCGGCGAAUGUUUCACGACUGCAGACUCGUUCACGCUGAUCUCAGCGAAUUCAACAUGCUGUAUCAUGAAGGAUCAUUGAUCGUAAUCGAUGUGUCUCAAUCAGUAGAACAUGACCAUCCGCAUGCUCUUGAAUUUCUUCGUAAGGAUUGCACUAAUAUUACCGACUUCUUCAAAAGAAACGGAGUUUGCGUCAUGACAGUUAAAGAACUUUUUGAUUUUGUUGUUGAUUUGACUAUCAAUGAAACCAAUAUUGAGGACUACUUGGAUAGAAUGGCAACAGUUUCUUCCGAAAGAAAUAUUCAAGGAGAGUCUACAGCGGAAGAUUUGGUGAAAGCAGAAGUCUUUAAACAGACAUAUAUUCCUCAAAGAUUAGAUGAAGUCAUGUUCUUUGAACGAGACAUUAGACAAAUUAAAGCGGGAGAGAAAAUUGAAUUGAACUACGCGAAUGUAACUGGAAUUAAACCAGACUUGUCAGGCCCAAAGCAAGUUCCAGACAUUUUGGAUAAUUCUAUUGUGGACGGAACUAGCAGCGAUGAGGCAUCUGGUGAGUCUGAUUCAGAAGAUGGUGAAAAGAAACAAUUUGUGAGCAGUGCACGACCUCGCGACGAAUCCCCCAACAGUCGAAAGGAGAGGAAAAAGGCCAUCAAGGCUGAGCAAUCAGAAAAACGGAAGCAGAAAGUAAAGAAACACGUCAAGAAAAGAAAGGAAAAACUCGCCAACACCAAAAAGUAAUUACCUUUUUUGAUAAGUGUUUGCUGAUGUAUUUUUUCGACUCAAAUAAUAUGGGAAAUUUACCAAA
Molecule: messenger RNA, 1726 nt
Organism: Daphnia pulex (common water flea)
Lineage: Eukaryota; Metazoa; Arthropoda; Branchiopoda; Diplostraca; Daphniidae
Gene: RIOK1
Product: serine/threonine-protein kinase RIO1-like
Exons: 9
Coding region: 61-1659 (532 amino acids)
Biological process (GO): maturation of SSU-rRNA
Cellular component (GO): preribosome, small subunit precursor; cytosol
Molecular function (GO): ATP binding; protein serine/threonine kinase activity
Source: RefSeq, a predicted model, not a curated record